Mytilus californianus (California mussel) is the source of this 6667-nucleotide messenger RNA. Its product is annotated as cyclin-dependent kinase 12-like. Bases 3796 to 6657 code for a protein of 953 amino acids. Gene Ontology annotation, molecular function: ATP binding; protein tyrosine kinase activity. The transcript has 12 exons. Gene Ontology annotation, biological process: regulation of RNA splicing; protein phosphorylation. Gene Ontology annotation, cellular component: nucleus. The record is from RefSeq and is a predicted model, not a curated record. Lineage: Eukaryota; Metazoa; Mollusca; Bivalvia; Mytilida; Mytilidae.
UUUUGUUCUCGAGAUAAUCAAGUCCAAUUUUGGCCUUUUCAGAAUUGCUUUUCUAUCAGAAGUUCAAAAUCUACACUUAAGAAUGGAAUUUGUAAUGUUAGUUUUAUAAAAUGUAGAUAUGGAAACAGUUAUGUUACAUUUUUUAGGGUAACAUUCAAUGUAGUCAUUUUGAAACACAAAAAUUAAAUAGAUAAGGAACUCAACAGAACUGACUGUUUCCAGAAUUGAAAAUUUUCAUGCAAAAAUUUUUAAAAAUGUCCAUUCAUGUGAAGAUUUUGGACCUUGAUAAAUUUUAAAAAUUUGAAUCGUGGUCCCCAAUAAGAGUAUAAACCAGGCCAGAGAUAAAAUAUUUAUGUAGGCUACACGUCCCGAUUGACCCUGAAAAAUUAAUAUGAAUUAUUUAUCUAUAUAUAUUUUUUUGAACAAUUCGAAAUUUUAAUAAAUUUUAUAUAUAUAUAUAUAUAUAUAUACAUGUAUAUAUAUAGAAAUUUUCAGAAAAAAACCUUUUAUUAUCAUAAUGAUAAAUAAUCUAAAGUUCAUUUGAAUUUUUUGGGUCUUUAGGACAAUGGCAAACCAAUGAUAUUUUAUUUCUGGUCCUAUGUUUUCAUUUUUUCCCAGCAUUGCCAGGAACAGGUGAGUUAGAAAUGUAUGUUAAAGGCAGGAAAAAUCAACCAGAGCCAUUAUAUAGGGGAAAUAUCCAAUUGACAUAAUUACAAAUGCUUAAGAACCUUGUAUCAAGUGGUUAAAACAGAAAUAUAAAGGACAAUUGAGGCUUCCAAAGGGGAAUUUUAGAAUUAAAGGGAAGGAACUCAAAAGGAAGCGUUGUAAGAAAAUACAGGGUAAAUAUGUAAAUAAACGUAUUCAAAUGAUUUACCAAAAAACAAACAUGAGUUAUGUUGUAGCCAUCUGAUAUAUUUUUCUUGGGGUUCCCUGUUGAAAAAAGGGCAAUGAAUUAAUAUAUGCAAGGGAGACAAUUUAAGAAAAAAACAUUAAGUUUAAUCUUAAUGUGGUUCUAUAAGUUGAUCUCUGGUAUAAAGUAUGCUUUAAUUAUUUGUUACAGUAUAUGAAUGUAAAUAUGUUUUUGAUGGUCUGAUAAUGUCAUUCAUUCUCCUCCAAUAAAUUCUUCAGAAAUUGUUGUCAUUAUCAAAUUUUUACCAAGUCGAAAAACAAUUUCUGGACAAUUACACGAUUGAUGACAUUAUGGGCCAUUCAAAAACAACAUUAUUUAACAUAAUUACAAAAUGUCAUGUAAAAAUAUUACUGAAUAUUACUACAGCCGAGAUGUGUGAACAUACAUUGUUUUAAUACUAUAAUUAGCAUAUAAAGAGAAUUCAUUUCAUCCAUUUGAAAUAUUAUAUAUAUCCAUGUACAGUGCAAGCCAAUUCUAUAUUUUGACAUAUUAUAUCUAAAUUCAAUGAAAGGACUUUUAAUUCAUUGAAUUAGUAAAACCUCUAAUUAAAAAAACUUACAUACUAAUUAUAAUUCUAUAAUCCAUGAAAUUUGAAUUCAUGAAUAUUUUGAAUUAUUCUUAUGGUAUGUCACUGAAGUGACUGAGCUAGCUUCGUACCUAUCUUGAUCAUAAAUUGAUUUUCUCUCAUUUUUUGUAAGCACCAAUUCUUUGAAAAAUAGAUAUAAUUUGAGUAGACAUAUUAUUUGGAAAUGAAUUGAAGCUCGGACAGGAGAGUUAAAAACUGCUUUAAAAAAAAGGAUUUUUGAGUUUAGAGUUGAUGAAAGGUUGAAUAGUUAGUUCAUUCUUUUGUUUGAUAUAAUACUGUUUGAUAUCUGUAAUUCAUUUAUUGAAUGAAGAUUUGAUUACAAUGACAAACAAUUCUUUCAAAGCUUUCUAAUCAAUAAGUGAAUCAGAGCCCUUGACUUUUCAAAAUAACCAUUUUCUUUGUUCAACAUUCAAGCCUCAGUGGUCUACAACGUUUAGAUGCUUUUCAAAUUUACAAUCUUUGUACAUUAUGGAUUAAGGAAAUUGCAGACAAACUUCUGAAAAAGACUUAGGCCUAAUUACCCAAUGUUAAAACUGCAAUGACAUUGAUUAUUUAGAGAUGAUUCUUGCCGCUUGCUUGCUUUGCAUAUUGGGUAAUUUCUUCAAAUAUUGAUCUGCUCCGAGAAAACAUUCUGAUUAAGUUUUAAGGUCCUUUGUUCUUGUCGAUUAAUAUGGGAUGAAUGUGCAGCAGAAAUCAUCAUUUCUUUGAGUCAGACGUGUUGUCACGUUUAAUGUUGUGGUGUUUUGUCUUUGUGUUCGGUGUACUAUAGUGUAGGAUUUAGAUGUCCGAAUGCAGAUAUUAAGUAGUAAAGGAGUGAGAAACAUCUAGUAGGAAUUGAUUAUAGAUCCGAAUGCAGUUUUGCAAUGUUAAAUUUCUAGAUUUGUAUGGGGAAAACAUGGAAUUAAAAAUAACCACAACAUAGGAUUGAUUGAGUCCUGCAUUGGUUUGAAUGUUUCAAUAAAGGUACCUGUACAUUUUAUUAUUGUGAUACUGUGACAGAGGCAAAUAAUAUUAAUUCAAUUAGAAUGGAGACGCAGAAAGCAUAGAGUGUUGCCAAUUUCUCUCUAACCGAGGAGGAUUUAUUUUUAAAUCACAUACAAUUAUGAAAUUUCAAAAAUAUGAUAAGUUAGUAACAGUAAAAACGUUGAGUUGCUGAUACUUUAAGUGGGAGAAACUGAAAAUAUUAAAAUUGUGUUUAAGAUAUUUUAAACUUUCCAAGAAUGGUUUAAUUAUAAAUGUGUGUUAAAAUAAUUCAUAAUUGAUUUUGGACAGACUUUUGGAUGAAAUGAAAAUUGGACUUACUUUCAAAAGUAAAAUAAUGUUUAUUCCACGGUCAGAGAUUUUGUGGUAAUGAAAAAGAUUUCAUGAAUGAUUGAGCAAAGCAAGUGACAUAGUAUACAAAUAUAGUGAAUAUAGUGAAAAUUGGAUAAAAAUAAUAUAAUUGAUGAUUAAAAAAAAAUGUAACAAACCACAGGAUAAGAAAAAAAUCAAAAAGACAAACUAUAAAAAGAGUCAUGCUCCAGUGAUUCCUGACUAUAAACUGGAGAUAAAGGAUUUACAUGUUGUUGAGAGAUAAAAUAAACAUAUUGAUCAGGAUAAAUAUGAGGAAAAGAACAUCUGGUUGUAAUUAAUGAUUGGUCAGUUAAUUAAUUACAGUAUCUUGGACCCUAGGGGGUAGAGAUUGAAAGGAUUGUAGGCGUAGUGAAAGAAGAUUAAGAGACAUUUAUAACUAAAUAGAUAGAAUUUAGAAUGGUUUUAUUGUCUGAAAGGGUUUUUUGUGGAACUUCACAAAGAUUCCAAGAAAUAGAUGAAAUCUGACUGGAAUUAGAAAUUCUAAACUGAUUUUCAUCAUGAAAAGUGCAGAUAUGUUUUAACAUUUACAAAAUUGAUAUAGUUGAGUGUUUGACAGUUAAACUUUUAUGAUGUUGAAAGGUCAACGGAAUAUGAACAAAUGGUUAAAUGUUAUUACAUAAAAUUGAUGUAAUUGAAUAUUGACUCUUAUAAUCAUAUUUGUACAUUUCCCUAGAGUGCCUCGUUAAUUGAUAAAUUUCACAAUAGAGUUGUAGAGUCAUUGAUGAUUGAUGGAGUGGCAAUAUCCUGUGGGAGGCCCCACAUUUAUUACACACAUUCACAGCAGCAUAUUUUACGUGUGUUGUGCUUCAGAAGUUUGUCAGACUUGGUAAAGUGAUACUGCACACUAAACAUUCUGGAUGCUGAUUGCUCCUCAGACAUUCUGAACUCCUUGGCUCUUUUGGUUUGUUUUGAGGGAAGUGUCUAGAGAAGAUUUGUUCAGUAGAGAAUGAGAGUUGAUGGGAUAUACAGCAACAAAGAAUGGGGGACAAUGCCUGCCACACACUAUAAUCCGUCCGGCACUUACAAUAGUUACAAAUAUGACACAGGACAAACGUCUUACCAAAGUUCAUAUCGUAGUCGAUUCCUUCAAGACCAGAAAGAUACCAGUGAACAGGGAACAUGCAUUGCAGACGACGACGAUGGUCACCUGAUAUAUCAAGCGGGAGACUUGCUACAAGCUAGAUAUGAAGUGGUAUCCACGUUAGGAGAAGGAACAUUCGGAAAAUGUGUGGAAGUCAAAGAUGUGCACAGAAAUCAGGAACAUAUUGCCUUGAAGAUCAUCAAAAACAUAGAAAAAUACAGAGAGGCUGCCAAACUAGAAAUCAAUGUCUUAGAAAAAAUACGGGAAAAAGAUCCCGAAGGAAGAUACCUAUGUGUUCAGAUGAUGGAAUGGUUCGACUACCACGGCCACAUGUGUAUAGCGUUUGAUAUGUUAGGUCUCAGUGUAUUUGAUUUUCUGAAAGAUAACCAUUAUAUACCUUAUCCAUUAGAUCAAGUACGACACAUAGCAUAUCAACUGUGUUACGCUGUAAAUUUUUUACAUGAAAACCACCUCACACAUACAGAUUUGAAACCAGAAAAUAUAUUAUUUGUAAAUUCAGAUUUUACCGGUGUAUAUAAUCCUAAAAAGAAGAGAGAUGAGAGAACAGUAAAAUGUACAGACAUUCGAUUGAUAGAUUUUGGUUCAGCAACAUUUGAUCAUGAACAUCAUAGUACUAUAGUCUCAACAAGGCAUUACAGAGCUCCAGAAGUUAUUUUAGAACUUGGCUGGGCUCAACCUUGUGAUGUAUGGAGUAUAGGAUGUAUUAUAUUUGAAUUGUAUACUGGUUUCACAUUAUUUCAAACACAUGACAAUAAAGAACAUUUAGCUAUGAUGGAGAGAAUAUUAGGAACCUUGCCAUACAGGAUGAUUAAAAAGACAAAAGUACCAGAUUUGUUCUGGCAUGGCCGACUUGAUUGGGACCCAACAACCAAUGCAGGCCGUUAUGUCAGAGAAAAUUGUAGGCCUCUUUAUAGUUAUAUAAGAGACAAGGGCAGUGAACAUCGACAGGUUCUUGAAGUUGUUGAAAUGAUGCUGGAAUUUAUGCCAACUGACAGAAUGAAACUUAAAGAUGCCAUGAAGCAUCCAUUCUUUCGUCCUGUUAAAAAACAACAUCCAAACAGAUACCCCGAAUACACUCCAACACCAGACAGGGAAGCUAAGUCUAAAUCCAGGAGGUCAUCACGAAUUGUUGAGGAAGUAAAGGAAGAGGAGGCACGAGAGAAAGCUGAAGAGAAAAAGGCAGAUGCAGCUUGUGCCAUGCAGUGUGAUGAUGGGAAUCUGGCCCCUCAGUUGUCCAUUGAUGAAAAAGAUGUUGAUGAUGUCAGAUAUGAGCAUAUUUUAAAGGACGAGGAAGCUCGGACGAAAAUUGAUAGUGAGCGUGGCCCAUUACAGCAUGGAAUCAAUCUCCCAGCUCUAGAGGAGGAAAAAUCUCAUUCUGAGCCAAAAAUAAUGAACAAUUUGAAACCACCAAGAAAAUUUGAAGAUGAUGAAAAGGAGAAACCGAAAUCAGAAGAGACUUGUAAAACAAGGUCAAGAGACAUUUUUGAUACUGAGAUGAAUUUGUUAAAUAUGAAAUUACGACAUAUCAAGGAAGAAUUUCAGAUGGAAUCAAAGUUGUCACCUCCAAAAAAGGUGGAGGUUGCCUCUGCCAGUAAUAAAGCGGGGAAAAAAGAAGAAGAAAACAAACCAAUGGAGGAAAAAUCAAAAUAUCAAAAGUUAAGUGAUGCUGCAUUGGUAGAGGCAAAUCUUACUCCUACACAGAUGGUCCGACAAUGGCUACAGACUCCGACACUAGGGGGAAAAUCAGACAAAAGUCCUCAAGGUUCUGUCAGUCCAGCUGUGGCCAGGAAGGACUUGGCCCACGUGAAGAGUUCUUGCAGUCCAUCCAGUUCAAAAGCAGACGAUGAACAAGGGAAUGCUGAAGACACAUCAUCAAGGAGGAGAAAUAGACGACAUCGCCAGGAUGCACAAGUCGAUUCUUUUGACAAUGAGGAGGUGACAGAUCUUGAUGCUAGACUUGAAGCAAGACGAGCUGCUAGACUAAAGAAGACUACCGAUAGUCAAGACGUCUCUCAAACCUCUCAAACCUCUAGCCUAGAUGAUUCAGAGGCAGGGGAGACAAGAGAACAAAGAGCUGCAGCAAGACGACUUCGUAGAAACAAAAAGGUAGUUGAGCAAGAACCACCUUCGGAACCUAAAAAACAAGAGAUUAGUAUGAGAAGUAUAUUUGACUUUUUCAAGAAAACAACCCCUGAACCCAUCAAACUAUAUCCUGAUUUAUUUGUUGAUCACUGUACCAAAGAAAAGAGUGAAUCAGUUAAAACUGACAAAUCAGAAACCUCAGAUUCCACAACUGCAUUGUCCAUAGAAUGUAAAACCAAUUGUGAUAAUACUGCUGAAGAAAUGGAAGCCAGAACAGAUGAUGCUGCAGAGACAAUAGAUACCACACUAGUCGAAAACGGACCUGUGGAGGCUAAUGUUGAAGAAAACGGACCUGUGACUGUGGAGGCUGAUAUUGAAGAAAAUGGACCUAUAGGGGACACUACAUUGAUAUCUGUGGAUGGGGAGGACAUUAAUGUGACAAUCACAGAAGAAAACAAUUCCAGGGUCGGGCCGCAAAAUGAUUUCACAGUUGUCGAGGAAAAGGAAUCUAAAGAAAAUAUUGAAAACGGUGACAAUGUUUCUGCUAGCGCUUUCAUGUGUGUGCCUACACAAACUAUAAAAUUUCCUGGAUCUCUGCAAAAUGAAGAAUCUGUGGACAGUUAAUGGUUUUCAU